Molecule: messenger RNA, 2520 nt
Organism: Naegleria lovaniensis
Lineage: Eukaryota; Heterolobosea; Eutetramitea; Acrasida; Naegleriidae
Exons: 1
Coding region: 1-2520 (839 amino acids)
Biological process (GO): protein phosphorylation; mitotic spindle assembly checkpoint signaling
Molecular function (GO): ATP binding; protein kinase activity
Source: RefSeq, a predicted model, not a curated record
AUGAGCCAACAUCUCGAACAGAAACGAAGGCAAAAACAAAUUCAAGACGCAAUUGAUAAAUAUCAAACUUCUCUCAAGACUCAACAAUUAGACAUCGAUAAAGAAGCAAAAGCUCUCUUUGAUUUAACCAAAUUUUUAACUCGUUUUGAGGAGAACAAACUUGCUUUUGACUCACGAGGAAACUUGAUUCGGGAUUUUCUAAUUAAACACUAUGAUGCUCAUAUCUGUGAUGGAACGGGAGAAUUUCCUCAAGAGCUGUACAGCAAUCAAAUGAUUUGGGAUAUGUGGCUCAUCUUUUCCGAGUGCUACACUGAUGAUCCCAUCACUAAUUUGCAAGCUUUACUUCGGUUUGCACCAAGUUAUCCAAAAUUAUAUGAAACAUGGGCAUUACUGUGCAGAAAAAGUGGUCUUCUUGAAGAAGAAGCUACUGUUUAUGAAGAAGCUAGGGCCAGAGAAGUCGUCUAUACAGAGCUAUUAAGUAAUAUGGAAAAGGAAUAUAUGGAACACAUGUCAAGCCAACAAUCUUCAUUGCAUCAAAUUCCAUCACAAUUACAAUCGCAACAUAGGGGCACAAUCGUUGUAGAAACACCAGAAUCAUCAUCUCAUCGAAAGAUGAUGGUACAAGCAUCACCAACUUUGAGUUGUGCAGGAUAUGACAAGAAUCUAGUUUUUAAUGGUGUGACCGAGUACACAUUUGAAGAAUUACGUGCCAUGCAUUAUUUACAAACCACCUCACUCAUUGUGAAUCAUCAUACAGAGACAUUUGUUUCUGAAGAAAAAAAGAAUCUCAAUACAACCAUUCCAUACUCGAGUACGACAGAAAUUUCAAAACGACCAAGUCAGGCAAUUUCACAACACAAAGCUGAAGAGGCAGAUGAAUUUUCAUUUGAUUUUGCAAGUGAUAUAACACGACAAAUUCCAACAAGAAAGUCCAUUGUAGAAGCAACUCCAACUUCGUAUGCUUACAGGACUAUUGAUAGUAUGUUCAGAGGUGAAAUAGAUAGUGAAUUAGAAAACAAUUACUUUGAACAGCGAAAGCUUCGAAAAGCUCAAGAGGGAACUUUGGAUGACAAGAAAAGAAAACGAGAUGAUUUUCAUCACUCUUCUCAAGAUGACGACGAGCAUGGUGUGAAUGACACUUUGAAAAAAGCUAAAUCUAUUAGUACCAUGAAUAACACUAGGCAAUUACUUCCAAAACCAAUAAGCAAACAACCUACAGAGAAACAAAUUCAAGUUCAUAGAAAUCGAUCUCUGAGUGCUUUUCAUCAAUUCAACAAGGAGAAUGAUGAGUCAGGAAUUAUGUAUUUUGAAGAGGACGAACAUAACCUUUCUAAAACCAUUAUUAUUAGCAGAGAUGAGACAUACAAAUAUGAUGUCAAGAAUAUUCCAGAACAAUUGAAAAAGUUCAUUGCGAAUGGAGUUGUCAAUCCAUUUUCAGAAGAUGUUCGAAAGAUUUGCUCAAAUAUUGUCAAUAUUUCUAAUUGCUUUAAUGAUUCUCGAGUUUCAAAUUGCAAAGGAUCAAGUCUAACAGAUCUAAACUCUAUUCUCAAUGAACUAGCUCAAAAGAAAAAGAACAAGGACAGUUACAAUUCUCAAAUGUUAAGCUUAAAACUGAACACAAAGACAUAUCUCAUCGAGGAUAAGCUGUCUUGUCACGUGAUACAAAUCCAAGAUUUGAGAAAUAACAAUGGAAUUAAUCAUCGAUCAUUUGCUCUCAAGUUUAGACCUCCCAAUGAUUUUUAUGAAUAUUACAUGGUUGAAGAGUUAAUGAGGCGAAUACCCGAAGUAGAUUCUCACAGAUUCCCAAACAUUCAACGUGUUUAUGUGUUUGAUAAGAACACACUUUUAAUGGAAAAACUUGUAAAUAACAUUACUCUGCAGCGUGCAAUGGAAUCUGGAACAAAAUUGGAAGAAACAAUUAUACUGUAUUAUACUUUGGAACUUUUAAAUAUUUUACAAAGUUUACACAAUAAGGCAAACAUGGUUCAUAACUCCAUUCUGCCCAACAAUUUACUAUUAUUGAACGAAGAUGGAGCAGAAUUAUCAGAUUGGACAAUCAACGGAAAAGGAUGGAACACGAAAGGUUUAAUGUUAACAGACUUUUCCAAAGCACUCAAUCUUGACCUAUUUCCAAGUCAUGUGAAAUUCUCGUGUGCAGCCGACCCAAAAACUCUUCCUCAAGUAUUUACAAACGUUUCUAGACAUCCUUCCUCGUGGAAAUAUUCCGCAGAUACAUGGAGUGUUUGCUCCAUUCUACAUCAAUUAUUAUUCAAGAAUAACAUGGAAGUGUUGACAAAACAAGAUCAAUAUCACAUCAAAGAGUCAAUUCGACGCUAUUGGAAGUUUAAGGAUAUUUGGCAAUAUUUAUUUGAGACGUUGUUGAAUCAAGAUCAACGGCAUCCAAACCAAAGACCAGAUUACUCGAUAUUGAUUUCCAUGUGUCAACAAGCGCUAGGAUCAUCCGGAGAUACCGUUAAGGCAUUGUUUUUACGUUUCAUUGUUUCCUUGUCCUCCAAAUAA